This is a messenger RNA of Chara braunii, 4348 nucleotides long. Lineage: Eukaryota; Viridiplantae; Streptophyta; Charophyceae; Charales; Characeae. The record is from the annotation of a GenBank genome assembly.
GCAUUUGUUCUGAACAAGCGACAUCACUGUGCAUCAAGCUAAGUGCUGUGGGCCGACUUCCUGGCAUGAUAUGCGCUAUGCACCGCCAGCAAAUGGUGCUCGCAGAGUCGCAGAGACUAUUCAGGGGCUUAGCUUGUGCAAAGGCUUUUCGGAAUCACCUGUGGACUAUUCCGGAUCACUUGUCAAGUUAUAAGUGAUGUACUAGAUAAACAAUUACUAAACGCCUUCUUUCUGGCAGUUCUUUCUGGAGAUCUGCAUGCUCUCAUUGCCGUUGUGAGACGGUCCUACACGAUGUGUUUUGCUAGAUGAUGUGGAUGGGCUCUGUACAAGACUACAAGACUCUUUUCGUUUCUUCUUUUUGUUGUUCGAAGACUAUAAGACUCUGGAUAUGGGAAUGACCAAACUUCUGGUGCAGGGUAUUGACACUAGUUAAAGUUGUUAAGCCCAUAGCCCAUAGGCACAAGUGUUGCCCAGUUUGGAUCAUGAAUGUGGGUGAUAGUUCCAGAACAGUCUGUAGUCUAACUAGUUUCAUUUUCUGUUUGGGAGAAGGUGGUGUGUGUACCUUCCCCCUGUCUGAAUGGUACACAGGUUUACAGACAUGUAAGUGUUGAUAAACAGAUCAUGAGUUUGAACCCUAGUAAUACAGUAAUACUAGGCGUUAAUCCCCUCGUUAAGAAAAGGUGGUGUAGGAGGAGUGAAGAAGGUAGGGCAACACACACACACACACACACACACACACACACACACACACACACACACACACACACACACACACACACACACACACACACACAGAGAGAGGGAGGGAGGGAGGCAAAGAGAAAGAGAGACAGGAGAGGGGAUUUUGUCUCCAGAUCACACACUCUUGACUUCUGCACACCGAGGCUGGAUUUGUGAAUGAUGACUAGGUCACUGAUUGGAGGGGCUUCGUCCGCAUGUAGUUCCUCCAGGCUGGCAAUGGCCUGCAAGCACGUCAUUCGCAGAGAGCUGAUGAGAGUGCAUGCUCAUAUGUCCAGGGCUCAUGCCGUAGCUGUAAACAAGCGCCUCUCAACCAUGAAGCGGGAUCUGAAGGUUAAUGGUGUGCCAUCCAGUUGUGGCUGUCUUUGUGCGAAAUGCCCGGUUGAAGUGAAGACCAUACCGUAUUCCUCAGGUAAGAUUACCUGGUACUCACUCAUGACAGCUCGAGUUACAAAUAUGACGGCUGCACAGAAGACAGUGCCUCCGGAGUCGAUGGGAUCGCUUCACUCCUUAGCAGCACAUAUGCACUCAUCUUCAGAUCUCCGUGCUUCUGCGGAUCGUUCUCAGGGGAGAAAGGACAUUAAGAAUGGGGACAAGUGCAGGGCUGCUCAGGCCCAAGGCAUGCACAAAACUCGUGCUGAUAUCCAGAGAGGGAGAGUGAUGGCUGCUGCAGCUCCCACCGCAGAGAACGUACAAAGCAGAACGGGCUCGUCAAGGUCUCGGUUGAAGUGCCCGGGCUGUGGGAUCACAAUGCAAGAUCAAGAUCCAUUGAUGCCUGGGUAUUUCAGACGGCCUGUUCUUCCUCCCGAAGAGCCUCUAAAUGCUGUAGAUGAGAAUGAGGAACUUGAAGAACAUGAAAUAGUAGAAGGGGAGGAGGAGGAGGAGGAGGAGGAGGAGGAGAAUGCAAGCAAUUUGCAGAAAGGGGUUGAUGAUGUCCCAGAUUGGCCCAGCAGCAACUAUGAUGUCGAGGGAUUGGAUACCUCCGAGCAGACCCCAAGUUCAAUAGAUGUCUGGAACCAGAUGUGGGAGGAUUAUGUGGGAGACGAUGCAAGAGGAAGGCAGGGGCGAGCAGCUUCUGAGAAAAGGCAAGGGCAGAAGAAGGGGAAAGAGAAGGAUGGGAAGGAAAAGGAGAAGGUAGUUGUGUGUGCCCGAUGUCAUUCUCUUAGGAACUAUGGAGAGGUUAAGGAGAAAAGAGUUGAGAAUCUGCUUCCCGAUUUUGACUUUGAGAGGGUGGUUGGAACACGGUUGAAGCGAGCUUGGGGCAGAAGGGCGGUUGUUGUGAUGGUAAUUGAUGUGGCAGAUUUUGAUGGGUCUUUGCCUCGGAAGAUUGUGCGCUUUUUGGCAGAAGCUGAAGCAGAGAUCCUGGGUGGAGCACAGGGUAGUAGGAGGGAUGGGCGGAAGACAGAAGAGGCCAUGUGGAGAAGAGGGGACCCUGGAAAUAUCCCACGGUUAAUCAUUGUUGCCAAUAAGGUUGACUUGCUUCCAAGGACUGUGCCUGCGGUAAGGUUGGAGAAGUGGGUGCGGCAGCGGUCACGGGCCGGUGGAGCACCACAUAUUAGCGCAGUACAUCUAGUAAGGUGGAUGUGUAUCUCGAAAUUGGCCAGGGUCAUAACAUUGGUAUCAGAGCGGAUUCUACUUGCUGAUUCGGCCGUAUCUAUACGUGACCUGCGACCGGACCUAGGUGAUCCCUUCACUGAUCCUCCACCCCCACCGGUCCCACCAGACAUCCAAAACCUACUCGAUCGGUUUCCAGAAGUGCUGACCGAGCCACGUGGAGUCCCCACGCGACCGGUCCGACACACCAUCGAGUUGGUCGAGGGUGCUGUUCCUCCAAAGGGCUGCGUGUACCGUAUGGGACCCGGCGAGUUGGAGGAACUCCGGCGACAAAUCGAUGAGAUGAUUGACAAAGGGUGGAUCAAACCAAGUGAAUCUGAACUUGGUGCUCCCGUUUUGUUUGUGCAUAAAAAGGGAGGCAAACUCCGCAUGCGUAUUGAUUACCGCGGUCUAAACCGCAUCACAAGAAAGAACGCCUACCCUUUGCCCCACAUAAAUGACCUGCUUGACGGCGCAGGUGGGUGCAAGGUCUUUUCCAAGAUCGAUCUCAAGUCUGGCUACCACCAGAUUGAAGUCGAUCCUGCGGACCAGCACAAGACUACGUUCAAAACACGCGACGGACUUUAUGAGUUCACCGUAAUGCCCUUCGGUCUCACGAACGCACCAGCCACUUUCCAAAGCCUCAUGGACAAGGUCCUCUGCGAACAGAUUGGCCGGUUUGUGGUAGUGUACCUGGAUGAUAUUCUGAUCUUCAGCAAGUCCAUAGAGGAACACCUCAAGCAUCUUGAGGAGGUGCUCGCUAUCCUCAAGAAGACGCAACUCCAUCUCAACUUGGAGAAAUCUGAGUUUGGGAAGAAUAGUGUCAUCUAUCUUGGGCAUCGGUUGUCUGCUGCAGGCCUAGAGCCUGAAGCAACCAAGAUUGAGGCCGUACGCGAUUGGCCUCAACCUGCGAACAUUCGCGAAUUGCGUUCUUUCCUUGGUCUCGCGUCGUAUUAUCGGAAGUUUUUUGCGUGGAACGUCCUGUUCAAGUGCAAACUCUUCCGCGGAGACACAAACCAGAUUACCGGCCCGAAUGGGACAUGGCACGCGACGUCUGUUGGCUUGCUGCUGCAUGCGGACUUGAGCCUUUUGCAUGCUCGCGCGAGCUUGAGCCAGCAAUUCCCUGUACCUCCGGACGGAAGUGGGAGAGCAAGCGGUGUCGAUGUCGGCUGGUCGUGGGAGGAGAAGGUCGGCGAAGAUAUGGCCUUUCCGUCCACCGUGGUGCAACUUGAAUGGAGUCACGCUGAUCGCCGGGUGCACCGAAGUGUUGUAGGCGAACUCGAUGUCGGGGAGGCGGUCAACCCAAUCUUUCUGGUCCGGACGGAUGAGCGUACCAAGCAUCAUUUAAGCGGUUUGAUGUGCCCGCUCCGUUUGCCCGUCCAUCUGUGGAUGCCGAGCCGAACUUGGUUUCAUCUUCGUGCUGGACUCAUGCAUGAGAGCAGUCCAAAAUGCCGACAUGAAGCGAGUGUCGCGGUCGCUAACUAUGUCUUCAGGUACACCGUGGCCGCAAAUCCAGCCGGUGCGCAAGAGGCGUGCCAGCUCGGGAGCCGUGGAGUAGUACUUGCAAGGGAGAAAACGCGCGUACUUACUCAAACGGUCCACGACCGUGAGGAUGCCGUCGUGCCCGAGGCGAUCGCGGGGGAAUGGUUCGGUGACAUCCAUGGCAAUGGAGAGGCCGGGUUCCCGUGGGAUAGGCAUCAGGCGCAACUCGCCGUAGGGGUUGCGAUUGCGGGGCUUGCUUCGUCGACAAACUUCGCAAGAGUCGCAAUACCGAGUGACAGCGGUAACGAGGUCGGGCCAUCGGAAUCGUUGUCGAAACCGUGCAAUAAUGCGGUUGACUCCGAAAUGGCCGGCGAGUCGCGAGUCAUGGUACUCCCUGAGAAGGCGAGUCCGAAGACGACGGUCUCGUGGGACACACAAUAAGUCCUUGCCUCUCGAGUGGAGGAGCAAGUACCCGUCGGCAACGCGAUAGUGGCUGGCUGGCGGGUGAUCCGAAGAUAGCUGCGCAUACAACGUG